Molecule: messenger RNA, 1999 nt
Organism: Trichechus manatus latirostris (Florida manatee)
Lineage: Eukaryota; Metazoa; Chordata; Mammalia; Sirenia; Trichechidae
Product: CMRF35-like molecule 8
Exons: 8
Coding region: 45-1178 (377 amino acids)
Cellular component (GO): plasma membrane
Molecular function (GO): transmembrane signaling receptor activity
Source: RefSeq, a predicted model, not a curated record
ACUCAAGAAGGGAACUACCCCACCUGGCCCUGUAGUGCUGGGGGAUGUGGGAGAGGGUGAACAAAGCAGCCUGUGAGUAUGCUCUAGGAGGAAGGAAACAGUGCUUUGGCGCAAAGAAAAGCAGAAGUGUGUCUUGGAAAUUUGGCCCUCCCUUCUUGGGGAGGGCUGAAACCUGGUGUCCAGCUGGGGCCCAGGCAAUUUUAGGUGACGCCUGCCUUCAAGAAAUGACCCAGUGGGACCGGGCUGUGUGGCUGCCUUCAGCUCUGCUGCUUCUCUGGGUCCCAGGAUGCGUGACGCUGAGUGGCCCCAGCACCGUGACAGGCGUUGUGGGGGAAUCUCUGAGCGUGCAGUGUUGCUAUGAGGAACAAUUCAAGGAAAAUGACAAAUACUGGUGCAGAGAACAGCUGGCUCCUAUUGGACCCUGUGACAAGAUUGUGGAGACCAGCGGGUCAGAGAGAGAGAAGACGAAGGGCCGAGUGUCCAUCAGGGACCAUCCUGCCCAGCUCAGCUUCACAGUGACUGUGAAGAACCUCACAGUGAAGGACGGAGGCCAAUACUGGUGUGGCAUCAGUAAAAGAUGGUGGAAAGAUGGAGUUUAUUCGAGAGAUCCCACCUUCCAGGUGGUGAUAUCUGUGUUCCCAGCACCAGCACCAAUGUCAAGCACACCUACAAGUACCACGACUUCCACAGCCACAACCGAAGGCCUGCCUGUGCUGUCCAUGGCGCUGGCCACGGCGAGUACCACCCACAGCCCGAGCAGCCAGGAGAACUCCAACCAGAGCCAGAGCCCAGGGCUUUCACUGCUGCUGUCCUUGCUGGUGGUCCUGCUGCUUCUGUUGGUGGCGUCCUUACUGGUGGUCUGGGGAAUGGUGCGGAAACGGAUAAAAUCUGCUGAGAAUGCAGAGCUGUCCCGGAACCCCAGUCAGUCCCAGCUCCAGCCUUUCGAGCCAAGUGAGUCCUGCUAUGUGAACUUGGAGCUGCAGACGUGCCCCUCAGGGAAAGCCCCAGAGCCGCGGCCUGACAUGGAGGUGGAGUACAGUACAGUGGCAUUCCCCAGGGCAAAGCUUCAUCACAACUCGGGGACAUUUGUGCACCACAGUCAGUAUUCUGAGAUCACCAGUACUUCCCCCAGGAGGCCCCAAGAAGAGACAGAGUACAGUGUGAUAAAGAAGACAUAGGUCUACAUUUCAGACCUCAUCGUCUGGGGGGCUCCUCAGGCCAUGAGAAGCCCAGGGACGGCCCCCCUUAGCCCUCACCAUACUCCCCCUGCCUGCUCCCUUGAUGGUGACCAACAAGGAAGCUGGGCUUCCCAUGGGCUGUCCCUCUUGCAUCGUCAGCCUGACUGGCUUCAUAGGAGAGACCAGCAGGAGUGGGAGCUCUGGAGGAAUGAGGAGGGAACCCUCCCAUCCUGCUAGCUCUAGUUUUCGCAUCUGUUUUUCCUGUCCUUCAUUCCAUCUGUGUAUAUGGAGGACAGGCUCCAAGAAAAGAUGUGACUCACAUAGGCUGGUACCUGCACAUCGCUUUAUAAAUCAUAACUGGUUGACCAGUUGCCGUUGAGUUGACUCCAACUCAUGGCAACUCCAUGUGUGUCAGAGUAGAACUGUGCUCCGUAGGGUUUUCAAUGACUGAUUUUUUGGAAGUAGAUCACCAGACCUUUCUUCCAAGGCACCUCUGGGUGGAGUCAAACCACCGACCUUUCAGUUAGCAGUGAGCAUGUUAACCAUUCCUACCACCCAGGGAUUCCCUUUAUAAAUCAUAACCUCAUAGACAUGUCCAGGAUUGCUUGGGAGGGGAGAGAGCUAGAAGAGGAGCCAGGAAGAUGCAAAAGAAGAGAUUUGUUCACAUACAGAGGGGCCGGGUGGGGGCACUGAAGAUCUUCAUCUACAAACAAGGAAACUCGCCCAUGGUUUCAGAAUCAGUGGCAAGGUCCUCUGGACCCUUAGAUAGAUUUAUUUUUAAUAUAAGAGACAAAAAUAAAUUUUAAAAUGUCUUGUCAAGA